CAACACUCCGAACAAGCAUCCACACUAACAUCAACAAAGUUUUCCAAUUAGAGUCGAAUUUUUUUUGUUUUCUUUUUGCAUCCUGCUUACUCUUCUCUCUCUGGAUGCCAUGGCCAGCUCACCGCUGCAGCUGCUCGGCUUCAUCCUGGCAUUGAUUGGAGCGUUGUCCACAGUGACCGCCACCAUCAUGGUGGAGUGGAAGAUGCACGGCCAUUCGCAUCGCAUCUACGAAGGCCUGUGGAUGACCUGCAGUGUCGGUCACAGGACCACUUGUGAAUUUCACAACUCUCUCAUCAAAUUGUCAGAUCAGGUCCAGAUAACGAGGGGAAUUCUGCUGUUGAGUCUCUUCCUGUCAGCCGUGGGGUUGAUGGUCUCCACUAUCGGAAUGAAGUGCACCCGCUUUAUGGAAGGCAGGGCCAACGCCAAAGGCGCAGUGGCUCGGAUUGGAGGAAUUAUGUUAAUGGCAGCAGGAUUAAUGACGUUCAUCAUAACGACCCUGUAUGUCAAGAAGGUCGUAGCCGACUUCCAUCAUGCUCAUCACCUCCACAGCUUCGAAUUCGGUAAUGCCGUGUUUGUGAGUUGGGCCGGUGGCUUCCUCACGACAUUCGGCGGAGCGUUCCUGACCUGUCAGAGGUGCUCGAGGUCAUCGUCAUCCAGGUCUAUAAAUUCCAACGCCAUGCUGCAAAGCAACAAGUCCAACAGCAACUAUGUUUAGUCACCAGGGAGUAUCCACAAUAAUGGGCGUUGUCGACUGAUAAAUUGCUGUAAGCUUACGUUGUCCUCAAACGACUCGUACCGACUUUGCACUAGCGUUGUGCAAAGUAGAACCUCCAAAGUUGAACAAGCUUUCAAAUUUUUUUCAAAUUUCAUCAUGUGGCAGUUCAGAAACUUCAGACAUAAAGUGGAGCAAUAACAAUGGGGAGUAGUUUUACUUUUAGUAUUAUAAUUAUAGUGCUUAAUGUCUGAUCACAAUCACACAACAGAUUACGUUCAAAUUUGGAGGUUCUGCUGAUUCUCAUGAAUAGUUAAAUGUACUCGCUUGUAGAAUUCUCUUUUGUAUAUCUUGUUUUUAUAGUACUAUAGUCAAGUUUGUGUACAGUAUUUUAUAAGAAAAAUAAAAUGUGUGUUUAUCUUUAGUUUGAGUUUACUUACAGUGGAGUGUAAUUUAUUGGCAAAGGGAGUGGUGGUUUCCGGAUAAGAUGUCCCUGCACUUCUGGGGAUAGAACGGAGCAAUUAGCAUGGGACAAAACACAAUCAGAUUGGAGAGGGUGAUUAGACCAUGCUAGGGGGAAAUGAAAUGUUCUCCUCUGCGGAAAUUCAACACUAAUCUCUCAUUCCUUCCUGCUUUGAAAUGAAAUGAAAAUACGUACUGUAUAAAAUUGCCAGCUUGCUUGUUGUUUAUAUAUAUUUUUUUACUUGUGGAUAUUUUAUGUAUGCAAAGAAUUUGUUUUGGACAAUAUUAAGUAACUUAGUAUAGAAUUGUAGUUUGAAUACUUAAUGAUAACAAAGGCAUAAGACUUACAUAAGAGUGUUUUAUAGAAAUGUCUGCAAUCAAGAAGCACUCUGUAAUUACCUGAAAAGUAUCUGAAAUUAAUUAAAUUAAUUACCUGAAAGUA
Syngnathus acus (greater pipefish) is the source of this 1616-nucleotide messenger RNA. RefSeq names its product claudin-1-like. Gene Ontology annotation, biological process: cell adhesion; bicellular tight junction assembly. The record is from RefSeq and is a predicted model, not a curated record. The transcript has 4 exons. Lineage: Eukaryota; Metazoa; Chordata; Actinopteri; Syngnathiformes; Syngnathidae. Gene Ontology annotation, molecular function: structural molecule activity. The coding region runs from base 110 to 715 and encodes 201 amino acids. Gene Ontology annotation, cellular component: plasma membrane; bicellular tight junction.